This is a messenger RNA of Peromyscus eremicus (cactus mouse), 2691 nucleotides long. RefSeq names its product small ubiquitin-related modifier 2-like. Gene Ontology annotation, cellular component: nucleus. Bases 2019 to 2348 code for a protein of 109 amino acids. The record is from RefSeq and is a predicted model, not a curated record. NCBI's taxonomy places the organism in Eukaryota, Metazoa, Chordata, Mammalia, Rodentia, Cricetidae. Gene Ontology annotation, biological process: protein sumoylation. The transcript is spliced from 3 exons. Gene Ontology annotation, molecular function: protein tag activity; ubiquitin-like protein ligase binding.
AGUCACGAUAUUCAGGAUCCAUUUCCAUAAUGCUCCCUAAGUCCAUGGCGAGUGGCUGACCUUUGUGCCCCGUUUAGGACUUAAGCGUUCAUGGUCACUUCAGCAUUUUGAAGUUUCAAGGCUGUGUGCACUUACUGCUGCCUACUACAGAAAGAAGAACCUCUGACCAAGACUGACAGCUGAAGAGAUCUAAUUGUAGAAACAGAAAUACUUACAAAGCAGUUACUAGUACUGUGUACUGUACUAAUUCCUUCCUAUAGUGCAGAUCAGAAGGAAAUGAAUUAAACACUAACUCCAUGUCACUGCUGCACCAGUGAUUUUCUCAUAUUCUGUGGGCUACCAUUUAAAUGGUACUUUCUUCUCCUUUAACGAAAAGUCUUAAUUUCAUGAGAUCCUUUGUGUUAAUUUUUGGUCUCAUUUCCAAUUAGAUGAGAGUCCUAUUCAGAAAACCCUUACCCGUGCUUAGAAGUGGGAGUAUUUUCUCUACCGUGUCCUUUGGCAUUUUCAGAGUAUCAGGUCUCAUUUUGACAUCCAUGACCCAUUUGGUGCAGAGGCUAUGUAUGGCAGAAGAUAAGGGGCACAGUUUCAUUUUCUGUAUUCUGAAAACAAUUUUUCACAACCGCUAUAUUUGAGACAGUAUCUUCAAAUGCUAACAGACACACACACACACACACACACACACACACACACACACACUGAAAUACAAAUAUGCAUGCAAUGUUACACUCAGUAUUCACAAGUGCAUUCUGCAUAUAAAAUGGAUCACUUUGAAAUAACCAGCUAUGUAGUAAGUAAUAUGAGGCCAAGCUCUGACCACUCAGAGUAAGGCAUGGAAACCAUUUGCAUUUGAAUAAAUUCUCAGCCAGACUUAUAGCCUGGCUCAAAUACUGCAGAUUGAGGGGUCAUUUUCUUGGGUCCUCAGACCCUUAUCACACUAAUAAAAUAAAAAACAAAACAAAACUGUAAACACAGGACAGGACAAAUGAUUCUUACUUUUGAUGAUGAAUAAUAUUUAAAUUGCCCGUAAUUCCAGCAUUUCAUUAGUUUUAGUUAUUAAAAGCCCAAAGCACAAGGCUGCCUGGAAAGGAGCAGAAUCAUGUGGAAGACAAGGGUGGCCAGAUGCAACCUCACAUACAAUGCGACAGAAAAACCGACCCUGCCUUCACUGUCCUCCCUUCUUCUCAGUGAGGAAGUUCAAGAUUGGAGUCCUGGAAAAAAGGAUACAACAUGGUGGAGAAGGCAGAGAAACUGUUGAGCACAAUCCUAAGGUGAAGCGGUUUUGUUUGAAAGCAAGACAAUAAUCGGCCAUAGAGUGACACCAUUUCAGUAAGAAAGAACACUUGUGUGUUGUGUGCUAGUUACACGUGAACAGCACAUGAGGAUGACCUCCACGGCAAAGGGUGGACUGCUUUUCACUGCCUUCCAUUCUCUACAUUUGGAGGUUUGAACCACACAAAUAGUUCAAAGUAGAACUGUUUAAUUUAUAUUCAAAACAGCCUUGGUAUCAUUUAAUGUAUCAUUAACAACUCAUCCGUUACAACAAAAGUGCCAACUGAUGCACGUUUCUACUAAGAAAAAGUGCUUUAGGGGAGAAGGAACUUGAGGUCAUUUUUCUGUACAUUUGCUCAAUGUUUCUAUGAGACCAAAAUUUCCCUGCAAAAAAAAUAACAAAUAUACGGCACAGUAUACACUUCUGUAGGUAAGAGGUUCUGGGAAGUUAGCGACAAUGAUACAACAACGUGGAUAUUGAUUCUCACUGAAUCCUUAGGAAAGCAAAUAAUCAGCUUGCUCAGGACCUGAUGUGGAUGUUGGUCCUUGCAGUUCAUGUGGUGAACACUGACUCCAAAGGUGUUAAGAAAGAGCUCAGGUAAUCCUGUGGAAGAAGAGCCAGAAGGGAUGGAGGACACCAAGAAAAUAAGACCUUUUAAAUCAACAUCAACAAAGCUCAUAUGAACUCACAGAGACGGAAGCAGCAUGCACAGAGCCUGCACAGUAAAUCUCUUUAGGGGACUGGAGAUAUGGUUAAGAGCACUUGCUGCAGUGCCGACCGGUGCCUCUUUUGUGACGCGGCAGAUGAGGAGACUCCAGCGCUCGCCAUGGCGGACGAGAAACCCAAGGAAGGAGUCAAGACUGAGAACAACGAACAUACUAAGUUUAAGAUUAAGAGGCAUACACCACUUAGUAAACUAAUGAAAGCCUAUUGUGAACGACAGGGUUUGUCAAUGAGGCAGAUCAGAUUCUGGUUUGAUGGGCAGCCAAUCAAUGAAACAGAUACACCUGCACAGUUGGACGUGGAGGAUGAAGAUACGAUUGAUGUGUUCCAGCAGCAGACAGGAGAUGUCUACUAAAAAGUGAACCUGGUACUUUACUCCAGAAUUUUGUUAUAGACCAAGAAUACAUUCCCAAUUAGAAAGCUGCAAUUUGGUUCCACCACAUCCUGACUACUGCAGUAUAGUUUUCUCUAUUCUUUCAUUUCCCUGUCCCCAUUUCUUUAUUGUACAUAAAGUAACUGGUGUACGUGCACAAGCAUUUGAGCUUUUUUCUUUUUUAAACUAAAUGGCCAAUGUUCUGUUUUGAUUGACAUCAGAUGGAGAUGGUCUGGGGGAAAGUACUGGUUCUGUGAAAAUAUCCCCCUCUCUCCAUCAGUGGCAUGCUCAUCCAGCUCUUACCUUUAUAUUCCAGUAAGUUAUU